Messenger RNA from Darwinula stevensoni, 1662 nucleotides. NCBI's taxonomy places the organism in Eukaryota, Metazoa, Arthropoda, Ostracoda, Podocopida, Darwinulidae. The record is from the annotation of a GenBank genome assembly.
AUGGCUCUCCUUCCCGUUCGCAAACUCCUUCCUAGCCUGUUUUCCCUCCCUCAACUCUUCGUCUUCGUCGUCUCGCUUCGUCUCUCGUCGGGUGAGUCCCUCGAGGUCGCGUUCGCGUUCGUCCGAACGAAACUUCCCGGCCGCACGUCUUCGGCAGAAGAAUCUGGAAGGAGCCGAGCUCGAAGGGAGCCGCGUCCGACGGAUCCCGUCUUCGAAGGAGGCCCGGCGUCCGACGAGAACCGCAUGCGAAGGGAUCCGAGUUCGAAGGGACCCACGUUUUUGAAGGGAAGCCGGGACGGGGCGUGGAUCCCCUGCGAUUGGGCGCACGCGAGGGAACCAUCUCAUCCCAUCUUCCGUCAUACACCCAUCCUCCCGUACACCCCUCAUCCACCCCUCAUCCACCCCGUAUCAUGUGCAGAACUUCCCCCUCGUGUGCAUCGUAACAUCCUCACGGAGCAGGAACAUCCUCACGGGGCAGGCACAUCCUUCACUCGAUUCUCCCAGAACAGCAGCACGUGCCACUUGACACCAAAGAGACACGGGGUCGGUCAGAAUUACGACAGUCUUAAUCGACGAACGAUCCCGCAUAAAAACGGGUCCCGAUCGCGCCAUGCGGCGACCCCGAUCGCGCCCCCCCUCAAACCGCCACAUCGCGCCUCACCCCCAGGUCGCGAUCCGGAAUUCGGCGGACCCGUCUCGAACGUGACCGUGAUCAAAGGCCGCGACGCCGUGCUCGGCUGCCGCGUGGACGACCUCCGAGGCUUCAAGGUCGCCUGGGUGAAGGUCGACACCCAGACCAUCCUCACCAUCCACCAUCAUGUCAUCAGCCGCAACGCCCGGUUGGCCCUGGAGCACGAUGAUCUCGUCGGGAGGAAAUGGGAUCUGCGAAUCUCAGAUGCCCAGGAGGAGGACCGGGGCUGGUACCUGUGCCAGGUGAACACAUCCCCGAUGAAGUCCCAGAAGGGCUACCUACAAGUGGUGGUCCCACCCGAGAUCCUCGACGAAGGAAGCACGGGCGGCGACGUGAUCGAGAAGGAGGGCGAAGACGUCCUCUUCCGCUGCCAGGCGAAGGGCUACCCCCACCCGUACAUCACGUGGCGGCGGGAGGACGAAAAACCCUUCAAACUCGCGGACGCGCUCGUGACCGUCAUGAACGGGCCGGAGCUCCGGCUGAAGAAAAUCAACCGGCUGCACAUGGGGGCUUACCUCUGCAUCGCCUCCAACGGCGUCCCGCCGUCUCAGUCCAAGAGGUUUAAUCUCAAGGUUCAGUUCCCGCCGAUGCUCUGGGUCCCGAGCCAAUUGGAAGGGGCCUACGUGGGCCAGGCUUCCGUCGUCCUACGAUGCCACACCGAGGCUUUCCCCGAAUCCAUUAAUUACUGGCUCGACGAAUUCGACCAAAUGAUUCGACCUGGUGAAAAAUACGACAUGACAACGAAUCGGACGGGCUCCCACGUGACCAUGACCUUAACGGUCAAGGACAUCACUCUCCGCGAUCUGAAAGGCUACCAGUGCAUCGCCAAGAACUCCCUCGGACAGACCGUCGGUUCCAUCCGACUCGAGGAGGUGGAGCGGCCGAUUCAGGAGGCGGAGACCGAGUCCAUCGUUCCACCCCCUCAAGGUCAAAAUCAUCAAGGUCAAAAUCACCAAGGUCAGUCCCUUCAA